CUCUCUUUAUCGUUGUGGAACCGUUCUGUUUGAAUUUUUUGAUGUUAUUUCCUGUUGAAAAAAAAAUACAAUCAUUUCCUGAAAGAGAAAGAAGACAAACCCACGUUAUCUGAGCUCACAUCGACACAACCUCGAGAGAAAGAGGAAGGCAGCGAGCAUCGACUCAGAAAGGUUAGAGGUUAGAGCAGCUGCAGCGCUCGCUCUCGCUCUCGCUCUCGCUCACCAAAGCUCCUCUGAGCUGAGCUGCAGCAGAUCCUGGAAAAGUCCAGAAAAGAUCUGCUGGCUGCGGAGAAGUUGAUGAAGACGAGGAGAGUCGGGGGGGAAGAGUCGGCACCUGGAGGAGCAGAGCAGAAAGAGCUGGAGCCGAGGAGGUGAUGGAGAAGCUGACCGUCUACCACGGGCCCAUCGGCAAGGAGGAGGGAGAGCGGCGUCUGUCCAUGGACGGACGGGACGGAUGUUACCUCGUACGCAACAGUGACUCCGUGCCGGGCGUCUACUGUCUGUGUGUGCUCUGCCGCGGCUUCGUCUACACCUACAGACUCCACAAGGACGACGUCGGCUCCUGGGCUGCAGAAACUUCUCCCGGCGUUCCCAAACGAUAUUUCCGGAAAAUCGGGAACUUGAUAGCAGCGUUCCAGAAGCCGGAACAAGGAAUCGUCAUGCCGCUGCUCUACCCCGUCACCGCUCAAAAACGGGCGUAGACGGUCUGGUGGUUACGGUCUGGACCCCGGCCUCCAGGAGGAGCCGAGGAGCAAAGACUGGUGAACUCUGAAGGAUCAGGAUCUCAGGCCUGACUCCUGACUCCUCCCCCUCGUUAGUGAAAUACUUCCCUCCUGAUGAAGUAUCUCCCUCCCUCCGGGUCGUGGACGUCUCGGCACAGACUCGUGGCUCAGAGGAGUGACUCCUUCUCCGUCCGCUCACACAUUCAUCUCCAUCACUGCAUGCAUAAGUUGACAACAAAUAUUGUGCUCUGUUUCCUUAACGCAAUUGAGCUGUGCAAAAAGGCAGAGAGAAAUAAAUGAUAUCGUCUGAAA
Messenger RNA from Cynoglossus semilaevis (tongue sole), 1034 nucleotides. It is a transcript of the gene sh2d1ab, whose product is annotated as SH2 domain containing 1A duplicate b. Lineage: Eukaryota; Metazoa; Chordata; Actinopteri; Pleuronectiformes; Cynoglossidae. The record is from RefSeq and is a predicted model, not a curated record. The transcript is spliced from 3 exons. Bases 375 to 701 code for a protein of 108 amino acids. Gene Ontology annotation, cellular component: cytosol. Gene Ontology annotation, biological process: negative regulation of insulin-like growth factor receptor signaling pathway; regulation of immune response. Gene Ontology annotation, molecular function: inositol-polyphosphate 5-phosphatase activity.